UUUUUCGCGUUUUUAGGAAUACUAAUGGAUCUAUAACCGAAAUAUUUGUUCAAUCGCAAAAUGAGCGACGAAGAACUUCGCGUAUCCGACGAAAAGUUACAGAAUGGUGGCACUUUGUCUCCAACUCUGGUUGACCCAUUGUCUCCGGAAUCGGAUACGGCGUCGAUGCGAACAUGCGCCUCGAGCUUCGAGACUUUGACACCGAAUAAGGGUGAUGUGUCCGGUUCAAGUACUGGGGAAAUGAUGACGGCUGCCAGUAAAACUCUGCAAGAUGCAAGCUCUGUCAGCUCGCGACUAAAAACUGCUUCUGCAGGUGAAACACCUCACGCUGACGGAUCCAGCAGCCAGGAAUACAAGCCUGAGCAAAUGGAAUUCUUCGAUAGCCCAAGAAUGCUGAAAUUGGCGGCUCAAGAAGGAAGAGUGCCUUUUAUUGUGCGUACUUCAUCCAGCGGAUCCUCUUUGCAUUCCGACGAAGAAGUCGACAAAGAGGCAAACGGAAACCACGUGAUAAACGGCGUCGAAAACGGCUCCGACGACGAGGACACGUUUACCUACAAAGCGGAUGUGACGCCCGGGUUAAACGAUGUCCGUGUCACCAAGCAAGUUACCUCAGAACGUCCAUCGUCAUUGUCCGUCAACCAUGUGUCUACGAAAAAUAAGCGGAAGAAAAUCAGCGUCGCCGAGGAUAUUCUCAACACGGCCGAUGAUGUUUCCUCAAUUCUAGAUCAGACGGAAGAGAUGUUCACGGCGCCGUUAGGUGAUGAGGAUGCCACAGAAAACUUGGGUAUUCCCGAUGAUCUUGAAACCCCUGAUGAAAUAGACGACUCCAUCAUGGAGAAAUUGAGUGAACUGGAGUUUGAUGAAGAUAGAACCCCAACCCCGGAGGAUUUGAGACUUGAGCUGGGAUUCGAUGUGGACGAAGUAUUGGAACAAAACGAGCGAAAUGCCCCAGAACCGAUUCCCACGCUUACUGCCAUCGAAGAGCACGAAGAAGCCCGGAAUUGGCGCCAGGUCGUAAUCUCGGGCAUCGAACGUCGCAUCGACAUGAAAGCGAUCGAGCCGUAUAAAAAAGUGAUAUCCCACGGUGGCUACAUGGAAGAAUCUUCUCAAGCAAUCAUCGUGUUCACCGCUUGCUACUUGCCAGAUCACAGUCGAAGAGAUUACGAGUACGUUAUGGAUAAUCUCUUUUUAUACUGCUUGACCACAUUGGAUGCCCUGAUUGCGGAGGAUUACGUGUUGGUCUACCUGCAUGGAGCCACGCACCGAAGUCGCAUUCCAUCUUUCAAGUGGAUUCGUCGUUGUUACCAAAUGAUCGACCGCAGACUGAGGAAAAAUCUCAAAGGACUCUUCGUCGUGCAUCCUACCUUUCUUGUGAAAACUUUGGUUACUUUGACGCGUCCUUUUAUUAGUACAAAAUUCUCGAGAAAAUUGCGUUUCGUGGGAAGCCUAGAUGAGCUGUCCAAACUUGUUCCGAUGGGACAAGUCGUGAUUCCUGAGAAAGUUCGCACGUAUGAUGAAGAAUACUAUGCCCCAGAUCGGCACUUGAGGAAUCGACUGGUGAAUGAUGGCGAAACAAUGAUCAAACCCGGGAUUCGGUUGAACAACUCCAACGUGUUUGGUUUUGACGGCGAUGAAACGACUGGGACCAGUGAUUGCUGAAGACUUGCGGUUAUUCAUCACCAGUUCCAGAACAAGAGCGAGAAAUUAUGUGCGAGGAUUUAAGAGAGAAAGAGAGAAAAGGUGCGAUCAGCUUGAUGAGUUCGGAUGAUCGAUUGAAGGUGCGGGUUUACGUUUUAGCGAAGUGAGAAAAAUAGGGAAAAUUAAAUUUUUUCUGCGCGCAGCCGACGUGCCCUUGCAUUUCAUCUAGAAACGGCACAUCUUUCGGAGAAUUAUUUUGUGGGCAAUAUCCACAUCUUGACUUCGUUUGUCAUAUGAAACAUUUUGAUACCGAUGUGAAGGUACGUUUAGCUUACCAAUGAAGAAUUAUAUCAGGGAUAACGGUAGUGUUGAAGGAAAGCUGUUACAAUUGUGUGCGAUUUUCUGUAAAAGAAGAGGUCCUGGUUUUUAUUUUCCUUUCCGUGCCCACUUUCUGAUGUGAUUGCUGCGCUCAUGCACCGUGCACUUUGUCUGAUGUGCAUGGUGAAACAAGGGAAUAUUUCAGCCCAGUUUAAGCAUGAAAUCGAUCUGGGGGUUUGAUUUUGUGCGAUGUUCAGUAUCCGGAAUCCCUGGCCAAAGACGAAUUAGGUUUAAUUGAAACGGAAUAUCCCACCCGAAUCGGAAGGCUUGGUUAGUUUUUUGUGCGACAUGCGUAGGAAACUUGUACGUUCCCUUCUCAGCCGUGAUCAGAGCAUAAAAUGCUUUGGAGAAAUAGAGAAACUCGAAAGGAUGUCAGAUGAGCAGAAAUAUUUGGAUUGAAUAAUAGAAUCUUUCGAGUAUUGGAGGAGAAAUUACCAAGGGUAGCUCUUUUAUAUACAGUAAUGCGAUGAGAGAACGAACGAACGGAAGCAUUCCGCGUUUGCAUCCAAGGAAGAAAAACGCUCAUGCCUCUUUUGCGUGCUGUGUGCUCGGCUCCUGUGCUGCUUCGGAACUAAUCAGCAAUACUGUAAUAGAGAAAGUAUGCUUACCGAAGCGAUGCUACUGAUUCGAUUCUACUUUGCGGGAAUUUUCCUGUUGAAGGAGCGGAACUCCUGAUCUCCGGCUGGGAGACGAUUCGUGAACGUUUCUCGGCUCCACUCGCUUACUUUUUCUACGUGGAUUUGAAAAAAUGUGUAUGGCGAGAAUGGUUCGAAUAACUGUGCAUACCGAGUGAGAACUUGAAAAAAAAUAAAUAAAUAAUAUUCUCACUUCAUCGCCCGACGUCCUAAUCUUUGGGAAUUUCUUCGCCGUAACGUAGGUGUCGCUUGGAAAAUGUUCUGUUCAAAUUAUUCUGACUGACUGAUGAUGAGGAGAAAAUUUUGAUGGAUCAGGUUACAAUGUUUACUCAUGCGCUGUAAUUCGCGACCCUAUCUGAGAAGUAAACUGUGAAACUCCUCGUUGCAACACCCUCACAAAUUAUUCGUGAACCCACUAGAAUUCAUGCAUGUGCAUGACGCGUCCUGCUUUUAUUUUGCAAUACAUUAUCUGAGAUGAAGGUGCGUGUGGUACAGAGUGAACAGUGGGGUUGAAUGCUUGAUUAGAUGAACGGUGCUCAAUCAAUGUUGUCAGAAGCCUGAAAGGUUUCAGUUGUUCGGAAUUCCAAGUUUCCCUUCUGCUGCUCCAAGCAAAUUCUGUGCAAGAAAAUUAUCGUGAGAAUGUUGGGAUGACAAGAAGUAGAAUUCAUUGAUAUUUAUGCAUGAUGUUCACUACCAUACUUACUCAAGUACCACAUGCAUUUUUUUUUCGAAUUCAAGAGUGAGAAAACGGGUGGGGGUGGGCAUUUUAAGUAGGUUUACAUUUUUCAAAAAGUUUAAAAAUUCAGGUAUGCAUUAUACUUGAUUCUAAUAGGGAAUUUUGGACAAGUUUAAUAUAAAAACUUCUUUGAAUGGAAACAACUGGAAAUUAGCUAAUUUCACACUUAAUUCAUGUCUAAAUUCAAAUUUGGUUUUUCUUAUUUUUUCUUUUUAUUUCGAUUAGAGUCCGAAAUGGUGUGCGCAUCUUACUCGGGGAUGCAAUUUUAUUAACAUUUUCCAUUGAAAAACCUGGGUGAUGCGUCUUGGUCAAAGGCACAUGGUAUUGGAGUAAAUAUGGUAUCAUGGGCUCAAGUGGCGCAGACAUUGAGAAAAGUAGAUGCAUUUCUCUGUGGCUCGAGGCAAAGAAUGUUAGAAAUACUUGGCUUCAUGAUUGGCUAAGCAAAAUAAAAUAGUGUCUCAGAAGAAUUUAACGAGCUGAACGAAUGAACUGGAUUAUAUUAUUAGCUUACUGAUUGAGGCGAUACCUGCGUGGUGUUCCAGAAAGCCAGGUCAGGCGAUGAAGUGAAAACGUGUUUUUCUUUUCUUGGCAUUCAUGUCCCUCUCCAUCUUUUCCAAAAAUUCUCACUGUUUUCAAUCUCAGUCUCAACUGUUGGUUUUGAGAGAUUUGAACUUUCUGUAUGGAACACCCACAUCUCUUCUGCUUGGCUAAAUUGCGAUGUACAGUAAAUUUAACUGCUGCGUCCCUCUGAACAUCCUCAAAGAAAUCUGCUCUUAUGUUGUUCAAACCGCGUGAAGCGGAGAAAGAAAGUUACUGAGUUCCGUUUGUCCGUCGGAAAUACGAUUGUGAUUCUUUUCUCGGGUGUUCGUUUCAUCUCGGGCCGUUGUUCAUAUCCGGGGAAAAAGGGAAACUUCGGAAGGAAAUUUACGUUUGUUUUCGUUGCGGUUUCUUUUCCGCGGAAAAGUAAAUCUGCAUUCCGGUAUUAUUUUAUUUUGUCAUGCUAAGGUUGUUGAGUUUCUCAUGGCAGCUCGUGGUAAUAAAACAAAAAGGAAGCAAGAAUAAUAUGAUA
Notodromas monacha is the source of this 4456-nucleotide messenger RNA. The record is from the annotation of a GenBank genome assembly. Lineage: Eukaryota; Metazoa; Arthropoda; Ostracoda; Podocopida; Cyprididae.